This is a messenger RNA of Aaosphaeria arxii CBS 175.79, 888 nucleotides long. RefSeq lists its product as uncharacterized. The transcript has a single exon. NCBI's taxonomy places the organism in Eukaryota, Fungi, Ascomycota, Dothideomycetes, Pleosporales. The record is from RefSeq and is a predicted model, not a curated record. Bases 1 to 888 code for a protein of 295 amino acids.
AUGUCUACCAACCCACCACAGAACGUCCUGCCAUCAUCCCUCCUUGAAUACCGCAGUACCAGUACUGUAGGAGACAAACUCGAAGCUAUCAUCGCGCCUCUGGUUACUGCCUUCCACGAAGGAACACUCACCAGAGCCUGGCCUCACAAGGUCAAGGGCCUGUUGCCCUUGAAUGAUACCUCAAAGCAGAUCCUCCGCACAUUGAACGGUUAUCGUCACCGCAGCUGGCAGGACAUCGAGGUGUAUGCACUGGACUUGGGUCCCAACUCAGGAAUACCGCCACAGAACACUGCAGGCUCCUACAUCGAUCAGUCUAUACCAGAGACCAUGAGGCGCUCGUUGAUCACAUUCAAUGCCUGCACGAUACAGAACAUGUGCCUCUGGAACACUGUGAAGGAACUGGUGCGCAAGCAUCCCGACUUCCUCGCAGUGCAGUGGCUGGUGGUAGAGCCAAAACCACGGCACUUACUGCUCUACCAUGAUCCUGCGACCUCCGAGGGACGCCAUCCGCGCUACUCGACACAUACAAUUUUGAAGAUCAUCGACAAGCAUGGUGAUUCCUGGGUCGUCGAUGCGACCGGUUACCAGUUCGGGUAUCCCUGCUGGUUCUACGGCUGGAUGGAGUACCGCAACAACUUCAUCGACUCCAAUGAACUUGGCUCGAUGGUGGUGUACACCAACUAUCAGAUUGCACAGGUACUGGAGGGCGGCAAUGACGUGUUUUCGCGGUUGGUGACAGGACUGCGUUCAAUGUUUGAGAUGAUUGUUCGGAGAUUUGGGUAUACUUUGCGGGAUUUGGAUGAUUGUGAUUUGGAUCAGCUUGGAAAAGACAUGGCUCUCGGUAUUCGAGAGAUAAUGGAGCCUGCGGAGUGGAAAGGCCUGAUGUAG